AUGACUCCUCCGGUAGCCUCUUUCUCUUCCCUCCUUCCUGCUAUUUCCCUCCUCCUUGUGCACAUUAGUCCUGUGUCUGGUACAGAAGCACAUAUCCAAAUCCACAGAAGUGGGAUCAUCCAUCCUCCUGUGGACAAAUCGCUCCUUGCUAUUCAAGUUGGAAGCAUCGUCGCUUCAUACGUGAUCUUUGUUGCUAUCCUCUUAGGUCUUGUGUUGUUUGUUGGACGACGACUGCGUCGAACUGUCCAGUCAUCCAACUUCUCACUGCAGAUGGAGAUGCUAAAUCCUGUGAAACCACCUGUUUCUAUGGACCCAAGCCCCAUUACUCCCAUCACGCAGAAUCUUCCUAGCCCAAGCAAGUCGAGUAUCUUUACCUCUUGGGGUAGUAUUCCUAGAGGAAGCCGCCCUUCCCACGCAUCUAUGAACGGCAGUAUGGUUACCGUUGAUGAAUCAGUGAUUGCCUCUGACCGGCAAAGGGCCGACGACGAGAUGGAGAGGCUAUAUGCAGCUGUCAUGGAACAUGAUGCUCAGAAGGCUGCAGGUGUCAAUGUUUCUUCCGUGAGACACUCGGAUUCACAGACUGGAUCCCCAGAUAGCCAGUACACCAAUCCAUUUACCGACCGUGCAGCUUCACAAGUUUCUGUGGCAGCAGCGCCUCCCGUUCCACCAAAAUCCCCAAGACAUACAAACCGUCUGUCCAAGCUGUUUAGCUCAAAAUUGGCAACACCUUCCAACCCAGAUGCUGGAAGACUCAAGUCACCUAGGCUGCCUAUGCCUAUUCGCAAGCUUGGCAUCUCGUCUCCUUUGGCAUCGCCCGAUGUACAUGCAAGCUCAUCGUAUGCAAAUGAUCAACAGCCUCUCUCACCAAGGCUCUAUAUCCCAGGCCCCCCUCCUAGUGCCCCAAAUGCCCCAGGCUCUUCUUUUGCUCCCCGGCAGGGUAUUCCACUUGGUCAAGUCAUGUCUCCAAGGAUUCGUACACGAGUUCCUCCAGCUCCCCUUACUCUGACUACUACUACUCCCACUACCGCAUCGCCCUCUCAGCCCAAGUCAUCAUCAUUGCCGUUCCGUGAUGCCUAUCCUCAACAGAGUGCGCCGGCAACAAAGACGACCUUCCUGGAGCGACCUGUUAAGCGCAAUGGGCCGGUCACGGGCAUGCCUACUCCUUAUACCCCGUAUAUGCCCUUUACUCCUGUGACCCCAUUCACACCCGGAAGAACAGUGACAAGACGCCAAAGAAAGCGCGAAGAGAAGGGUAAUGGUCUUCGAGUCUUGCAUGAGGAUGACUUAGUCAAAGACGAGGGCGAUAUGUGGGGUUAA
Molecule: messenger RNA, 1317 nt
Organism: Penicillium angulare
Lineage: Eukaryota; Fungi; Ascomycota; Eurotiomycetes; Eurotiales; Aspergillaceae
Exons: 1
Coding region: 1-1317 (438 amino acids)
Source: RefSeq, a predicted model, not a curated record